GUUACGCCUGAACAUCCUUAUCGUUGCCGACAUACACGAUGGAGGCACUAAUGCACUAGAAGUGACCGCGAGUCGCUGAGAGGCAAACGUAUUAUGGGCUAAAGUGGAGGUAAGAUAAGCGAAGCUCAGCAGAAUGCGAAGACGCAGUCUAGUUGCGCCGCCUCUCGUGCUGCUGUUUCUGCUGUUUCGGUGUUGUGUGUCGAGUUCAUCUGAAGCAGGCCAGCACAAUCAGCUCAGCAGCAGGGGACAGCGCAACGUGAGCUGCUUCCAGUGCAGCUGGCUGGCCGAGCAGCCGGUGGACGCCAAUCGCAGUACGGAGGUCGCCAAGCGCUGGAAUACAGCGUACGCGGACUCCGAGAAGUUGAUCGACAACCCAUUCAAGCCACCUCUGCUAGGAAUUGAUACAUUCGCCGAGAUGCCUACCGCGUUGCAGCUGGCGGCGCACUGCAACAACUGCAGCAAGCUGGACGGCAUGUGCGCCCGCUGGACAUUCUACGGGAACACGGGCAAGCCGGCGAACGUGACGUGGAUGUGUGUCAACAGCGAGCAGACGGGCUGCUUCAAGGAGCAGGUGUCCAGUCAUUUUGUGAAGGAGGUGUGCCUGUGCGCCGACAGGCACUACUGCAACGCUGCCACUGCUGCGGGAAAACCCAUGUCACUGCUUGCCGGGCUUAUGUCUACAAUAUUCACCGUUUUCUUUUGUACUGUUCUCUCUUGAGGUUGCGCAUGAAAGGACUUCAUGCGCGUUUUUUUUUUCUUCGUAAGUUUAGAAUAGCAUCAGGACAACUGAAAAUAAGUACUUAAUGCGAAGAUACUUUGCCCAUUAACGAGAUUUUUUAGCCAGACAGGUGCAGAUUUGCCUUCGAUCUCAUUUACACAGUCUUUGGCAAACUUUUGCGCAAUUUCCAUGGCGGAAUCCUUGAAAAAAGAGUAUUGUUUGAUAGAUUGCGGUGUGAAAAUACUCUUGGACGAGUACAAAUUCUCUCGCGACAAUCGUAGGAAGGUGAUUUCUUUAGUUUCUUGACGUAUGGUCGAAGCUUAAUGCGUGCAGCGACGGGUGUUCAAAAAAGGCCACGCCAUUGGCCACAGAAGAAGUGGCUUAUUGGGUGUUUGCUUGAUUGAGGACAGGGUGGUGACGGAGUAAGCGAGAAGGCGCUCUGCAAAUACUUGGAUAAUUUAUGUUUGUAUACAAAGACCAUUGCUUCUCUUGAGAAUGUACCAUAAGGUCGUACGCAUACCUCACCAAUCAGUGACUAACGUCUUGAACCAGAUAUACAGUUUCGAAUAUUGGAGCUUGCCGCGGCAAGCCUUUCGUCCUCUUCUGUUUGAUGAUCUCAUUCAUUGCGCUGAUGAUCUGUCAUUUUUUGUGUUAUAAAAUAUACGACAAGACGAUUCGGCGAUGCGGUGGUUUAGGUAUUAUGGCCUUGGUUUCGCAGAGUAGUUCUUCGGAAUUCAGCAAAGUGGCGGAACGAUUGCGAAAGAGAAUAUUGACAGGCACUUGUCUUUUUGCAGAAAGCUUCACUGAAAUCUUUGGGAUUUUGUGCCUUGUAGCAAAACUUGGUGUCGUGAAGCUUUUUGUUUUGUUUCAUAACCCUCCAUGGAAAGCAUUGCUGUAAAUUUUCCUUCAUUUACGUGCAUCUGUUAAUGACAAAUCUGAAAUAUAUGUCAUGGCAUCAACAACAUAAGUCACAUGAUCCGACCGAAAGUCCUAAAGCUGCCGUGGUCAGUUAAUCAACAUGGCAUAUACUGAGCGAAUAUACUUCCCACAAAGAAAAGGAUGACGUGCCAUGACAUAUGUGAUAGUAUAUGUAUGUCUUCAACGCCAUGGAUUUCACAAGUCGCAUAAAUGUAAAGUUAUCGUUUUAAUGAACGAAAUAACAAAAUUCAUCAAAAAAGCAGUAUUUUUUAACACAGCCUAAUAAAAUAAGCAGACACUGAGA
Messenger RNA from Rhipicephalus microplus (southern cattle tick), 1940 nucleotides. RefSeq lists its product as uncharacterized. Lineage: Eukaryota; Metazoa; Arthropoda; Arachnida; Ixodida; Ixodidae. The record is from RefSeq and is a predicted model, not a curated record.